Molecule: messenger RNA, 602 nt
Organism: Capsella rubella
Lineage: Eukaryota; Viridiplantae; Streptophyta; Magnoliopsida; Brassicales; Brassicaceae
Product: MATH domain and coiled-coil domain-containing protein At3g58410-like
Exons: 5
Coding region: 35-568 (177 amino acids)
Molecular function (GO): protein binding
Source: RefSeq, a predicted model, not a curated record
UAGAAAGAAGAAUCUUGUCUUAUAAUAGUAUAUAAUGACUAAGCAAGUUGGUAAGAAAUUUGUAUGGCUGAUUCAAAACUUCUCCUCUUUGCAAUCUGAGAAGUUUAUUUAUUCUGAUCCCGUCCUGAUCGGUGGCUACAAAUGGCGUCUUUGUGCAUAUCCCAAGGGAAACCAGGUCGCUGAUCACUUCUCUUUGUUUCUGCAAGUUGUUGAUUAUAAAUCAUUGCCUUCUGUAUGGAGAAGAUUCGUUAAAUAUCGGCUAACUAUAGUGCCACAGCCGGGGAAAACUCUAGUACAGAGAAAAUCACAUCGCUGGUUUGAUAAAAUGGGUUUUAACUGGGGGUAUGGAUUAAUGAUCCCCCUUACCAAACUGCAAAACAAAGAUGAAGGAUUUCUUGUGAAUGGAGAACUCACUAUUGUUGCUGAGGUAGAUGUUCUUGAAGUUGUUGGCACAGUGGAUGCAUCUGGCAAAUCUAUAGAGUCAAGCUCCCCUAUGAAGAAGAGAAAGCUAAAUAACGCGGAAGCUUCAUCAGUAAAUUGGAUUCAAGUUCUUCCUUCACAAAACUAGAUGCUCUAGCUGAGGAGCAGAAGGCUGUGGUGUC